Molecule: messenger RNA, 197 nt
Organism: Acaulospora morrowiae
Lineage: Eukaryota; Fungi; Glomeromycota; Glomeromycetes; Diversisporales; Acaulosporaceae
Source: the annotation of a GenBank genome assembly
AUUUCAAUUUCUUCUUGGGUAAAUAUGAGUAUGAUUUGAAUGGACGACCAGCACAAGUAUUCAAUGUACCGGAAAGCAUUGCCUCGAAGGGCAAUCAACGAGUGCGAGCAAUUAUGAUGAGGGUGCUGAAUAAUCAUGAGAAUCCGAAGUUUACCUGUUUAUAUAGAUUGCAGGUGCAUGGUGUGUUGCCUUCUUAG